AAAACCGCAGUUAUUAAGAAACCUAUGUUAAAACUUCAAAAUUAUCUAAGAAUUCUUAAUAAAUGUAUAACAUUACAUGAAAAUUUAAUAGAUAUUCGUUGUUAAUAAUUUAUUUGUUUAAAUUUAAUCUGGUAAUUAAAAAUAAAGUAUAAAGUCCUUUAAUCUUCAAUUUAAAACCUUGACCAUAAUUAUUGAGCUACAUUUAAAGUUCAGACAUUAGAAAUAAGUAAACUUUCACAGAAAAAUCAAAAUGUUACAAAAAGAUGUCAAAUUGGAUAAGACAUGUAAAACAUGGCAAUUAGAAAAACACAUUGAUUUUUUACAAUCUUUUGGCAAAGAAAGACAUCAAUACGAAAGUAGUAUGAUGGAAUUUCUUCGAAUGUCCGGCAUGUACUGGGGAUUAACAGCAUUAUAUUUGAUCAAUGAUGGCAAUAUACCCAAAGAAGAUGAAAUAUUUGAGUUUAUUAAAAGUUGUGAACACAGUUGUGGAGGAUAUUCACCAGCUCCAGGUCAUGACCCACAUUUAUUGUAUACGCUCAGUGCUGUUCAGAUAUCUUGUUUACUUAAUCGAGAAUUAGAAUUACCAAUUGAAAAAAUUGUGUCUUAUGUUUCUAAACUUCAAAAAGAUGAUGGUAGUUUUACUGGAGAUAAAUGGGGAGAAGUGGAUACUCGAUAUUCAUUUUGCGCCUUAGCUUGUUUAUCUCUUUUAAGUAAACUUAAUGAAAUUGAUUUAGCUAAAGCUAUAGAUUUCAUCAAGAGCUGUCAAAAUUUUGAUGGUGGUUUUGGAUCACGGCCUGGAGCUGAAAGUCAUGGAGGUUUAAUAUAUUGUUGUGUUGGAGCAUUAUCUAUUGCUGGAAGAUUAGAUUUAGUUGAUGCUGACACAUUAGGCUGGUGGUUAGCUGAAAGGCAAUUACCAUCUGGUGGACUUAAUGGUCGUCCUGAAAAAUUACCUGAUGUUUGUUACUCUUGGUGGGUGUUUUCUUCAUUAAAUAUUUUAGGGCGUGAUCAUUGGAUUGAUAAAGAUGAAUUAAAAAAUUUUAUUUUAGCAUCUCAGGAUACUGAAGGAGGUGGAUUCAGUGAUCGCCCUGGGGAUGAACCAGAUCCAUUUCACACCCUUUUUGGUCUUGCUGCAUUGUCAUUAAUGUCGUAUGAUAAAAUAUUACCAAUAGACCCUACUUAUUGUAUGCCAAAAUCUGUUAUAAGUCGUUUGGGUUUGAAACCUCAAAUAUUAUCCCGCCCUUAAAAUUUAAAUCUACAUAUAUAUUUUUUUUUUAAUCAACAAUUAUACUCAUUGAUUUUUACUAAAAAAAAUUUUUUAUAGGAUCUUCAUUCAUGACAUAUAUUACUCUUCUUCCCUAUACUUUUAUAAGUUUUAAUUUAAUUUUAAAUUAAAAUAGUUAAAAAUACCAAAUAAAUUUUAAAAAAAUGUUGUUCAAUAGGAAAACUUGUUUCACUAUCCUCAGUUUGGUAUAUAAAUAUUAUUGAAUAAAUAGUUUGUUUACUCGUGAAAUAUUAUAGUCUAAAGAUAUGUAUGAAAAAUAAAAUAUGUAAAAAUUAUUCUUCAGAUCACAAAACACAAAAUAUUUUGAAUGUGAAUGUGUGCUAUAAGGUUCUUAAAUAUUUUAAUUGAUCAUAGUUUAUAUUAGAAUCUGGAACCAAUCCGAAAAGAGCUGGAACCUUUCCAAAACACUUAUUCAAAUUAAUUUUUAAAAAUGGGGCCUUGCUGGAACCCUUAUUAGAAUUUAAUUGAAAUCCAGAACCUCAUCGGAAUCAAUACUUUUUUAUAAAGA
Molecule: messenger RNA, 1790 nt
Organism: Sipha flava (yellow sugarcane aphid)
Lineage: Eukaryota; Metazoa; Arthropoda; Insecta; Hemiptera; Aphididae
Gene: betaggt-II
Product: geranylgeranyl transferase type-2 subunit beta
Exons: 7
Coding region: 251-1243 (330 amino acids)
Biological process (GO): protein geranylgeranylation
Cellular component (GO): Rab-protein geranylgeranyltransferase complex
Molecular function (GO): Rab geranylgeranyltransferase activity
Source: RefSeq, a predicted model, not a curated record